CUCUGAGCUCCUCAGUGAAGCACAAAGGCUGACAGCAACUGAGCGCGUGCGUGCCUUACUAGAUCUAUAAAAUACAAAGAAAUUACUUCUCAGAUCCAGAAGACACAGCACAACUUUGAAGAGCCAACAACAGAUCGUUUGGAUUUAAAUUCAAAAGUUUGGAGAACCACUGAAGGUUUUUCCAUUCCCCUCACAGCUGACCUCACCGACCCAGACAAGCAUCACAACUCACACCUCUCCGGGCUGCAGAUCAGGCGCAGUGCUAUGGUUACAUACAGUAAAGCUGACUCUGCGAUGGGCCACCUCGGUGUCCCCAAGAUGCACGUCACUUACCAUUACAAGCUUUUCACCUCCAAAGAGCAGCACAAGAUGGUUGUCCGGUCCCUUUACAGGCUGCAGGAGAGUGGCUUCUACUACAGCUCCAUCAACGGGAAGCAGGCCAACGUUUUACUGGAGUCCGAGCCCACCGGCACCUUCCUCAUCCGGGACAGCUCCGACAUCCACUACUUCUACACCAUCAGUGUCAAGACGGCGCUGGGCGUCAGGAACCUGCGCAUCCAGGUGGACGAUAGCUCUUUUUACAUGAGCACCGAUCCUAAGAAAGUCGACUGCGUCCCCCACUUUGACUGCAUCCUGAAACUGAUCAAGCACUACAUGCCUCAGGGCGUUGGCACCAAAGCCACCUACAUUUACUCCAGAGGGGAGACCACCCCCUUGGAGCUGGUCAAACCUCUCUACCACACCACGGCAUCCCUGCAGCAUCUGUGCAGGAAGCAGAUCAACAGGGACACUAGCGCCCCUUCUGAACAAGGCCAGCUGCCUAGUACUCUGCAGCAGUACCUCUUUGAGUACAACGAAAGUUUCUAAAGAAGUUGGACUGAUUUCUCGUGAAGGGGGUCAAAGAAACCAGAGGACGUCUGCAUCUGAGGAGCAAUGAUGCAGCAGAGACGAUCAGACCGAGCCGCCGGGCUCGGUCAAAAAGUAGCAGAGAAGAGACUGGGUUGUGAGGGAGCCAGAGUGAACUGGUGACAUGAAAGAAGAGUUUACCCUGCGGUACUCCUCUGCCUCACUGAUGACGUACGACUCGCUAAGAACUGAAGUGAACCUCACAGCUGUCUGCGGUUGGACGACAGUUCUUUAUGCUGCUGCUCACCAGCGUCCUUUGAGACUGUUCAGGUCGCGUGCACAAGCCUCAGGAAACUGUCAGCUAGAGCUGGACAGGGUGAGGCUGUUUAAUAUUUUCCUGGAUGGUCACAUUCCAGCCAAAUGUUCCCUGGAUGUUCACAGACAGAUGGGAAAAUGAAUGUUAGUAGAUGGUUUUAGAGCAGAAACAUUUUUUUUUUUUUUUUUUUUGCCAAAUUUGC
Nematolebias whitei (Rio pearlfish) is the source of this 1364-nucleotide messenger RNA. It is a transcript of the gene socs3a, whose product is annotated as suppressor of cytokine signaling 3a. The record is from RefSeq and is a predicted model, not a curated record. Gene Ontology annotation, molecular function: 1-phosphatidylinositol-3-kinase regulator activity. Gene Ontology annotation, cellular component: phosphatidylinositol 3-kinase complex. Gene Ontology annotation, biological process: phosphatidylinositol phosphate biosynthetic process; intracellular signal transduction. Bases 265 to 867 code for a protein of 200 amino acids. The transcript has 2 exons. NCBI's taxonomy places the organism in Eukaryota, Metazoa, Chordata, Actinopteri, Cyprinodontiformes, Rivulidae.